This is a messenger RNA of Rotaria sp. Silwood2, 1326 nucleotides long. Lineage: Eukaryota; Metazoa; Rotifera; Eurotatoria; Philodinida; Philodinidae. The record is from the annotation of a GenBank genome assembly.
AUGCAUAGUCAUCGUGCUUCAACAAAUGUUUUUAUUCUCCUUAUAAAAAUUGAAUCGAAAGAAAUGAAAAUGAUGUCAACAAUGUUUUUUUUGACACUUUUUAUUAUUGGUUUAUUCAAUCGAAUUGAUUGUGAAGAAAGAUGUGAUAAUAGUCUAUCAUAUGAAACAUGUUCAUCAAAUAGCGGAUGUGGUUGUCUUUCUCUCAGUCAUAAUAAUAUAAGUUCUAUUUGUGCAUUUUUAUAUGUCACUUGUUCUAAAUUAUCAUCAUGCGCUGCUGAUAACAAAACAUGUUAUCAACCAAACUAUACUUGUGUAAAACAUUCUCGAUGUCAACCUAGUCCAUUAUGUUAUCCAAUGCACAUGGCAACUCAAUCAAUAUGUCCAACAACAUUAACAACAACCAUAUCUCCAAUACCUAAUGACGGUAUUUGUGAAAAUGCAAAAUGGAAUACUGAUGGUAUAACAAUGGCGGGAGGAAAUGGAGCCGGGUCUCAAUUAAAUCAACUUCAUUUUCCGUCUGGAAUAUUCUUAGAUGAUGAUUCAAAUCUCUAUGUUGCAGAUGGAUUUAACCACCGAGUUGUUAAAUGGGAUUAUGGAUCUUCAGCUGGUCAAUUACUAGCUGGUGGAAACGACAUGGGAAAUCGAAGUGAUCAGUUUCGUUAUCCUAGUAGUGUAACUGUUGAUAAAAAUGGAACACUGUUUAUUUGUGAUGACGGUAAUGGUAGAAUCCAAAAAUGGAAGAAAAAUGCUCGCGAAGGAGAAACAGUUGUAUCAAAUGCAUCAUGUUACGAAAUUCAUAUUGAUAAUCGAGGUUCAUUAUACUAUUCUCAAGCUACUCACCAUAAAAUAAUAAAAUGGCCAGAAAAUGAAAUUAUUGCAGGUGGAGAUGAAGAAGGAAUUGAGUUAAAUCAAUUGUCAAAUCCAUAUGAUUUCUUUAUUAAAAACGGCAAAUCAAUAUUGAUAGCAGAUGGAGGAAAUCAUCGAAUUUUAGAAUGGAUUAUUGGUAAUAAACAAGGUUUUGUUAGAGCUGGUGGAAAUGGUGCAGGAAAUAAUCUUAAUCAAUUGUAUCAACCAAUGUCAGUUAUUGUUGAUCAAUCGGAUACUCUUUAUAUUGCUGAUUAUGAUAAUAAUAGAAUUAUGCGAUGGUUGAAAAAUAGUAAAUCAGGUAUUGUUAUUGUUGGAGAACGAGGAAAAGGUCAAGAAAAAGACCAAUUAGACAAUCCAUCUCAAAUAUUAUUUGAUAAAAAUGGAAAUUUAUGGGUCAAUGAUGACAUGAACCAUAGAAUUCAAAUGUUUAAGAUUGAUAAAAGUUCUUGUAAAACAUAA